GUCGUAAACUAUCGCUAACCUCUACACGUGGUUUGAAACAGUACGCCGUGAUUUUUAUCUUAUUAAGUGAAAUUGCGCCCCUUUUUUAGUUAAUUUACCAUGGGAAGACCUGGAUUUGGUGGUCGCGGUGGUUUUGGUGACCGCGGUGGUCGUGGUGGUUUUGGUGACCGCGGAGGUCGUGGAGGUGGGGGUCGCGGCGGUGGUGGCGGCAGAUCAAGUUUUGGUCGUGGUGGUUUUGGUGACCGCGGAGGACGAGGAGGUGGUCGUCCCAGUUUUGGAAGGGGUGGUGGCGGUGGACGAGGUGGUGGUAGAGGAGGUGGACGCGGGGGUGGUAGAGGAGGCUUCAAAGGAGGUAAAACGGUCGUUAUCGAACCCCAUAGGCAUGAAGGAGUUUUCAUUGCUAGAGGGAAAGAAGAUGCAUUAGUUACUUUAAAUCUUGUUCCUGGUUCUGAUGUUUAUGGUGAAAAAAGGAUUUCAGUUGAAAAUGAAGGUGAUAAAGUUGAAUACAGAGUGUGGAAUCCAUUUAGAAGUAAAUUAGCUGCAGCAAUAUUAGGUGGUGUUGAUAAAAUUCAUAUGAGCCCAGGAACUAGAGUUUUAUAUUUAGGGGCUGCUUCAGGAACAACAGUUUCUCAUGUUUCUGAUAUAGUUGGGCCUGAAGGUUUGGUGUUCGCAGUCGAAUUCUCUCAUAGAUCCGGACGAGAUUUAUUAAAUGUAGCUAAAAAACGCACCAACAUCAUUCCCAUCAUUGAAGAUGCCAGACAUCCACAUAAAUACCGGAUGUUGGUUGGAAUGGUGGAUACAGUAUUUGCUGACGUCGCCCAGCCAGAUCAAGCUAGGAUAGUGGCAUUAAAUUCACAUCAUUUUUUGAAGAAUGGAGGACAUUUCGUUAUAUCCAUUAAAGCAUCUUGUAUAGAUUCUACAGCGCAACCAGAGGCUGUGUUUGCAUCUGAAGUUGGAAAAUUAAAAGCGGAGAAAAUGAAACCUCAAGAGCAAAUCACAUUGGAACCAUAUGAAAGGGAUCAUGCAGUUGUUGUUGGGGUUUAUAAACCACCCACAAAAAAAGGGGAAUAAGUUGACUUUAGUGAUUAAUGUAUGUUUUAAGUUCAUAAAUAUAAUGGUUUCAUUUCGAUUGCAAUUUGUAAUGUAAGAGAAAUAUAAAAGGAUUUUUCAUAA
This is a messenger RNA of Onthophagus taurus, 1173 nucleotides long. RefSeq names its product rRNA 2'-O-methyltransferase fibrillarin (gene Fib). Gene Ontology annotation, cellular component: nucleolus; box C/D methylation guide snoRNP complex; small-subunit processome. Gene Ontology annotation, molecular function: histone H2AQ104 methyltransferase activity; RNA binding; rRNA methyltransferase activity. NCBI's taxonomy places the organism in Eukaryota, Metazoa, Arthropoda, Insecta, Coleoptera, Scarabaeidae. The record is from RefSeq and is a predicted model, not a curated record. Gene Ontology annotation, biological process: box C/D sno(s)RNA 3'-end processing; rRNA methylation.